AUCAAACUUUUGGUGUUCCACUAGCAGAAAAGGCACAAAAAGACUUAAAAUCUGUUCCCCAGAUUGUUACUAAAUGCCUUAGUUGUAUAGCUAAAGGUUCAUCCAAAUGGAGUGAUUCAGAUAAAAGGCUUUUAUGGACAACAAAUGUACCUUUAGCUGCUGUUCAUGCACUUCGUGAAGAAAUUAAUGAUGGUUGCAAAGUUACUCUAAAAACUUUACGGAAACAUGAUUUGGCCAUAGUUACAGGAGUAUUAAAAUUAUAUUUUAUGGAACUACCAGAAUGUCUAAUUACGUUUGAGCUUUACGAACCCGUUAAACUGUUAUAUUCGUUAAGUCCCGAGGAAUUGGAUGAGACCAUGCGAAUAACAACUAUUUCAAAUUUUAUCUCUACGUCACUUCCUGAAAGAAAUUAUGAAACUUUAAAU
Scutellospora calospora is the source of this 425-nucleotide messenger RNA. The record is from the annotation of a GenBank genome assembly. Lineage: Eukaryota; Fungi; Glomeromycota; Glomeromycetes; Diversisporales; Gigasporaceae.